Molecule: messenger RNA, 363 nt
Organism: Anisakis simplex (herring worm)
Lineage: Eukaryota; Metazoa; Nematoda; Chromadorea; Rhabditida; Anisakidae
Source: the annotation of a GenBank genome assembly
AAGCUCUAUCCGAACUCGUAUCUGGUCCACGUGCUAAUAGGUACAGCAAAGGGUGCUGGAUCAGGCAUCCUAAGAACUUUCGAACAGUUAGUUCGGGGUGUUUGGAUGCCAGGCCAUAAUGAGUUACUGCGACCAACAUUCGCCACGAAAGCAUGCCUCACGGCCGCGAUUGUUUUCACGCUGGACAAACACUCUUACUACAUAUCCGCACCACAUGAUAUCGUUUACCUUGGCGUCGUCGGCUUCUUCGUAUAUUUCAAGUUGAGUGCCAUACUACUGAACGUUCAAGAUCCUUUUGCACCAUUCGAGAAUCUAUUUUGUGCGGUAUUCAUGGGUGGAAUCUGGGAUGCGAUGUCGAGGUGA